ACCCGAAGUUCAAUCAUUUGUUGGGAUAACAAUAUAAUUUUACAAAAACGUGGUUUUGUGAUUAUUGUCAGACUUCCCCAAGCAUUUCGAGUGUUACAUAUUAAAUUUCAACAAUAAUAUAUAUUCGCAUGUAUAUUUAAUUUAUUGUAAUUGAUUAAUAAUUUAAUUUUUAAGAAAUGGAUACUGAAAUUGUUGAAGGACAGUUUAGUGAUGCUGAAGAGGACACGAUAAUGUUGGAUAAUACAAAUGGAAAACCAUUUAAUGUGACUGCUAAUAUAUCAAAAUUAGACAUCACAGAAGAAGAUCUAGAAACGUUCGAUGAAGCUGACGAUAUAAACGAUGAUGAUUGGGAUGUUGAUUAUGAUGAGGAUGGUCAAAAAGGUCAAAUAAAGAAUUCAAAUCAAAGUAGAAAUAGUCAAGGAGUUUCAAAUAAAAUAACAAGCUAUCAGCCAAUAGAUAAACUACUUCGUCGGUACGCAAAUAAAAUAAAUGUUGAAAAAUAUGAAGGACUAUCAUUGCCACAUGGUGCAGCAAAUGUUCUCAAUGAAACAAAUAAAAAAAUAGAUAAUCAACGUAUCAGAAAUAAGGAUAAACAUGAUCGUGCUACAGUUGAACAAGUUUUAGAUCCCAGAACUCGGUUGAUUUUAUUUAAAAUGUUGAAUCAUGGGUUUAUAAAUUUAAUUGAUGGUUGUAUUUCUACGGGAAAAGAAGCUAAUGUUUAUUGGGGUCAAUCAAAAACAGGCAUUGAAUUAGCUAUUAAAAUUUACAAAACGUCUAUUCUUCAAUUUAAAGAUCGAGAUAAAUAUGUUACUGGUGAAUUUAGAUUUCGUCAUGGAUAUUGUCGUCGAAAUCCACGAAAAAUGGUACAAAUGUGGGCAGAAAAAGAAUUUAGAAAUUUAACAAGAUUAAUUAAAAAUGGAAUAUCAGCACCAAAUCCUAUUUAUUUACGUGGCAAUGUACUUCUCAUGGACUUUAUUGGAACUGAUCGUUGGCCAGCACCAAAACUUAAAGAUGCUGUAUUAAAAUCAUCAAAACCAAGAAAACUUUAUAGAGAAUGCAUUGAAAUGAUGUGGCGAAUGUACAAUAAAUCUCGACUUGUUCAUGCUGAUUUAAGUGAAUAUAAUUUAUUAUAUUUCAAUGAUUCAAUUGUUGUAAUUGAUGUUUCUCAAGCAGUUGAACACGAUCAUCCUAUGGCUUUUGAAUUUUUAAGAAAAGAUAUUGCAAACAUCACAGAAUUCUUCCGAAAAAGUGACGUAGCUGUGAUGACUGUUCAACAAUUAUUUGAAUUUAUAACUGAUCUUACAGUUACUGAAGAUAACAUGGAUGAUUAUUUAGACGCCGUAGCCGAAAGCGUUUUAAAUAAUCAAGAAUUUAUUGAUCCUACAAAAAUUAUUGAGGAUGAAGUUUUUAAACAAGCUUAUAUUCCCCAAAAUCUUAACCAAGUCGUUGAUAUUGAACGUGAUAUUGAUCUUGCGAAAUCCGGAAAAAAUGAUUUAAUUUAUAAGACAUUAGUUGGAUUGAAAUCCGAUCUUCAAACUGCCAAAAUUCCAAAAAUUCUUGAGGAUAAAAAUAAAAAUGAAGAAUCAAGUAAUGAUGAAAUUCCUGAUUGUAACGAAGAAUCAGAUAAUUCAGAAGAAACUUCUGAUGAUGAAAGUUCUAAUGAUGAAGAUGAAAAUGAUGAUAAUGCUGAUGCGAAUGAUGAAUUUAAAAGACGAAAAGAUGAAACACCUGAAGAAAAAAAGGCUCGAAAGAAGAAAGUAAAAGACAUGCAAGCAGAAAAGCGAAAAGUUAAAGUAAAAAAACAUGUGAAGAAAAGGAAAGAACGUUUGGCGAAAAAAAAAUGAAUUAUAAUAACAAUCUGCAAUUAUAUGAAUGUAU
This is a messenger RNA of Microplitis mediator, 1878 nucleotides long. RefSeq names its product serine/threonine-protein kinase rio1 (gene RIOK1). The transcript has 3 exons. Gene Ontology annotation, biological process: maturation of SSU-rRNA. Gene Ontology annotation, cellular component: cytosol; preribosome, small subunit precursor. The record is from RefSeq and is a predicted model, not a curated record. Bases 177 to 1844 code for a protein of 555 amino acids. Lineage: Eukaryota; Metazoa; Arthropoda; Insecta; Hymenoptera; Braconidae. Gene Ontology annotation, molecular function: ATP binding; protein serine/threonine kinase activity.